GAAACCAACCAGUCAUAUCUCCUGUAAUUCACUAUUUACUGCCCCCGACUGUCAAUUCUUACCCAAUCAUUCUUUUGGUUACCCGUAGUGGGAACUUCAAAUAGGACGCGUGUACAGAAGAUUCGUAUCGAAACAUGAAUAUUCCUUUCUCCGAUUUCCCAUAAUUAAUACGACGAAAUGAGUUUCUGAAGUCUGAUUGCAGGAAAAACAGAGAUGGGAGUGAAGUGGGUGUGCGUUUUUCUUGUUGCAGGACUGAUAUUGAGUAUUGCAGAUUUGGGUAAUUGCGGAAGAACAAGCAGUUAUGUAAGAAACGAUGACUUAGCUCAUGAUAUGUCACUAGACAGUGAUGUAUUUCGAGUUCCUCCUGGUUAUAAUGCUCCUCAACAGGUCCAUAUAACACAAGGGGAUCAUGAGGGUAGGGGUGUGAUUGUGUCUUGGGUUACUCCAGAUAAGCCUGGUUCAAGCACUGUGCUUUAUUGGGCUGAAAAUAGCUCCAGCAAAAACAUUGCUGAAGGGAUUGUACUAACCUACAAGUACUUCAAUUAUACUUCUGGAUUCAUUCAUCAUUGCACCAUUUCAGAUUUGGAGUUCGACACCAAAUACUACUACGAGGUUGGGACUGGGAAUACCACAAGACAGUUCUGGUUCGUGACUCCCCCAAAAGUUGGCCCUGACGUGCCUUAUGUUUUUGGCCUUAUAGGGGACCUUGGCCAAACACGCGAUUCAAAUAGGACGCUAACGCAUUACGAAUUGAACCCAACAAAAGGCCAGACUGUCUUGUUUGUUGGAGACCUCUCAUACGCUGAUGCUUAUCCAUUUCAUGACAACAGGAGGUGGGAUACAUGGGGAAGGUUCACAGAGAGAAAUGCUGCUUAUCAACCUUGGAUUUGGACUGCAGGAAAUCAUGAAAUUGAUUUUGCUCCGCAGAUUGGUGAAUUUAGACCAUUUAAGCCUUACACCCACCGUUAUCAUGUACCAUAUAGAGCAUCCGGUAGUACCUCUCCUUUUUGGUACUCCAUCAAGAGAGCUUCUACAUAUAUUAUUGUCAUGGCCAGUUAUUCUGCCUUUGGGAAAUACACUCCACAAUACAAAUGGCUUGAAAAGGAGCUUCCGAGAGUGAACAGGACGGAGACACCAUGGCUUAUUGUUGUUGUGCAUUGUCCACUGUAUAAUAGUUACGCACAUCAUUACAUGGAAGGGGAAACCAUGAGAGUAAUUUAUGAGAAAUGGUUUGUGGAGUUCAAAGUAGAUGUUGUCUUUGCCGGUCAUGUUCAUGCCUAUGAACGAUCUGAACGUGUAUCAAAUAUUGCUUACAAUGUUGUGAACGGCUUGUGCACUCCCAUAAGCGAUCAAUCUGCCCCAGUUUACAUAACCAUUGGCGAUGGAGGAAAUUUAGAAGGAUUAGUAACAGAAAUGACAGAGCCACAGCCAAGCUACUCAGCUUAUCGCGAAGCGAGCUUUGGUCAUGGCAUUUUAGACAUAAAGAACACGACUCAUGCCUAUUUUGGCUGGCAUCGGAAUCAAGAUGGUUAUGCUGUUGAAGCUGAUUCUGUGUGGUUGCUCAAUAGAGUCUCCAACCGCUUAGAGAAAACUUCCAUAGCUGCAUUAUGAUGAGCUGCAUUUUAUACACAGACAGCUUCAGCUGGAGUAUUAAGUUAUCUUGUAUGAACAAAAGAUGAAUAUUGUAUAGGAUGAAUUUACGCAGUUUACGUGACAUUCGGGGCAUUUUAUUAGCAGCUGUAAACAUGCUAUGAAAUUGGAGGUUGUGGGUUUGAUUCUUAUCGAGUCUAUUGAAAAUUUCAUGUACUUACCUGACA
Molecule: messenger RNA, 1817 nt
Organism: Tripterygium wilfordii
Lineage: Eukaryota; Viridiplantae; Streptophyta; Magnoliopsida; Celastrales; Celastraceae
Product: purple acid phosphatase 2-like
Exons: 8
Coding region: 214-1611 (465 amino acids)
Molecular function (GO): protein binding; metal ion binding; acid phosphatase activity
Source: RefSeq, a predicted model, not a curated record